GUCACGGCAGCGCACUCGCAGUGUUGGCUGCGACAGUGUCACCAUGCGCGCCCUACUGUUACUCGCUCUUGUCACCGUGUGCUGUGCCGCGCCACAGUUCUCCAGGUCUAGCCUGCAAGUUGGAGACAAUGAUUCAGAUGGCCAGCCAUUCAUCGAGGAAGUGGUCGUAGAGUCAACACUUCAUGUUAAGAACCCUCUCACCGAGCGGCAGGCUCGCACCAACACUAAAACUAACCUACAAGAUGGCACCAGAGUCGCAGAGUCGAAGCAAUAAAUGUUCAUAAAAAGAAGAAGCUGUUUACAAUCACGAACAAACCCAUAUAAACUAUUGGAGUGUUUUGUCACAACUUACAAAUUAAGAAAAAAAAUUAUACAAAGUCGUCUGUGUUAUACCUCUCUUUCACCUAUUACAGCUGCAGCUUGUUUUGUAAGCUAAAUUUCAGUUGAAGAUUUAGAAACGUGGCACUAAAAUUACAUGGUAUGGAACCAUAAUAUGAGGUUGAUUAUAUUGUAUCCAUAGUCAUUUAUGUAGACGUCGUUUGUCACUAUCAAGCGAGUAACAACUCCUUUGCUAUUCUAAUUCAUAAAAAAAAAUAUUCGAAAGAGAAGAAUAAAAUAAUUCGAUAUUUAAAUUAUUGUAGUUUUAUAACUAUGCGCCAGCAUACACUCCGUUUCGUUUUACAAUAAUGUGUAAUUUACCUUUAUAUCUUACCUGUUGAAGACAAUAUUACGUAGAUAACAAAUCACCCUGAUAUAGAUCUAAUUUUUAAUACUAGA
Messenger RNA from Achroia grisella, 777 nucleotides. RefSeq lists its product as uncharacterized. The record is from RefSeq and is a predicted model, not a curated record. The transcript is spliced from 2 exons. Bases 44 to 274 code for a protein of 76 amino acids. NCBI's taxonomy places the organism in Eukaryota, Metazoa, Arthropoda, Insecta, Lepidoptera, Pyralidae.